This is a messenger RNA of Fulmarus glacialis (Northern fulmar), 537 nucleotides long. Its product is annotated as synaptotagmin-9-like. Gene Ontology annotation, biological process: regulation of dopamine secretion; calcium-ion regulated exocytosis; regulation of calcium ion-dependent exocytosis. The transcript has 4 exons. The record is from RefSeq and is a predicted model, not a curated record. NCBI's taxonomy places the organism in Eukaryota, Metazoa, Chordata, Aves, Procellariiformes, Procellariidae. The annotation marks the transcript as partial. Gene Ontology annotation, molecular function: clathrin binding; phosphatidylserine binding; calcium-dependent phospholipid binding. Gene Ontology annotation, cellular component: dense core granule; membrane.
GAUAAUGUGGAUCUUGGUGACCUGAUGUUUUCACUUUGCUACCUUCCAACAGCUGGUAGACUAACUAUUACAAUAAUAAAGGCAAGAAAUUUAAAGGCAAUGGAUAUCACAGGAGCAUCAGAUCCCUACGUGAAGGUUUCUUUAAUGUGUGAAGGAAGGCGACUAAAGAAAAGAAAAACUUCCAUCAAGAGGAAUACCCUUAAUCCUGUUUACAAUGAAGCCAUAGUCUUUGAUGUCCCUCCAGAAAACAUUGACCAAAUUAACUUGUCGAUAGCUGUUAUGGAUUAUGACCGUGUAGGUCACAAUGAGAUCAUUGGAGUAUGUCAAGUAGGCAACGAUGCAGAAAGUCUAGGUCGCGACCACUGGAACGAAAUGCUCUCAUACCCUCGGAAACCCAUUGCUCAUUGGCAUCCUCUUGCAGAGGGCCCUAUUCAGCAGAAAUGUUAUGCAGGUCUUCUGCGCUUGGAUGGCUGCCGAAGAGGCUUCCUCACCCUUUUAACCUAUUCAGCAGAAAUCUGGCAAAAAAAUCUUUCUUAG